AUGGCAGUCCUCUCCUUGCCAUCAUCCUCAGCAUUAUCGUUCCUCUUCCUGCUGCUACUGCUUCUGCUUCCAUGUAAUCAAGGCUUCAACAUCAAAGAAGCAACAGUAGCAUUCCAGCAGAAGAAGCUCAGCUCCAGGCAACUCGUCCUCUUCUACCUCGAUCAGAUUCAGAUCCUUAACCCCAUCCUCCGUGUUGUCAUUGAGAUAAACCCAGAUGCGCUCCACCAGGCUGACGUGGCAGAUCUGGAAAGGAGGGAGGGGAAGUGCUCCAAGGGCCUGCUGCACGGCAUUCCCAUCCUACUCAAGGACAACAUUGCCACAGCCAAUCGACUCAACACCACCGCAGGUUCACUGGCCUUGCUCGGCUCGGUCGUUCCUCGAGACGCGGGCGUGGUGAAGAGGCUGAGGAAGGCUGGUGCUGUCAUCCUGGGGAAGGCCAGCCUCAGUGAGUGGUCUGGUUUUCGUUCUGAAUUUGCACCCCCUGGAUGGAAUGCCAGAAGUGGUAAAGGAAAUGUGAGUUUCCUCCUCUUGUCUUUCUUCUUGACUCCGAACUAA
This is a messenger RNA of Magnolia sinica, 555 nucleotides long. Its product is annotated as probable amidase At4g34880. The record is from RefSeq and is a predicted model, not a curated record. Bases 1 to 555 code for a protein of 184 amino acids. The transcript has 2 exons. Lineage: Eukaryota; Viridiplantae; Streptophyta; Magnoliopsida; Magnoliales; Magnoliaceae.